AUGGUCAAGUUUAUAUGUUGGUGGACGGUUUUAAUACUGGUCGCCGUUUCGGAGGCGCAGGAUUCCGAAGAAACCACUGCAGUGGUCAGUUCUAAAGGAGAUUUGACGGAGGAUAAAUGUAACAAGAAUCGCGAUGGCUGCUGCUCUGAGCUUUAUAUAGGAGAAGAGGAGGACCUUGUCAAAUGUUUCGUUAUACACUCGCCCAAAUUACCAGCGGAUAGGAACAGCGAUGUGGGCAAGACCUUCAUGUUUCUAUCGUGCUUUGUGGAGUGCCUGUACAAGCAAAAGAAGUACAUUGGUAAAAGCGACACUAUCAACAUGAAGAUGGUCAGACUGGACGCAGAGAAGAUGUAUGUGGAUCGUCCAAAGGAGAAGGAGUAUCAAAUCGAAAUGUACGAUUUCUGUCGAAAAGAUGCUGUGAACAUGUACAAUCUUCUGAAGGUCAGUCCCGGGGCUAAGGUGCUUCUAAGAGGUGCCUGCCGUCCCUACCUAUUGAUGGUAUUUAUGUGCAUGAGUGACUACCAUCAAAAGCACGAGUGUCCCUACUUCCGCUGGGAGGGUUCCGCCAGUGCGGGAACAAAGGAUCAGUGCGUGGAUGCCAAAGCCAAGUGCUAUUUAAUAGAUGGAAUAACGCUGCCCAAGAAUAAUCAUCCUUAA
Drosophila elegans is the source of this 657-nucleotide messenger RNA. RefSeq lists its product as uncharacterized. Lineage: Eukaryota; Metazoa; Arthropoda; Insecta; Diptera; Drosophilidae. Bases 1 to 657 code for a protein of 218 amino acids. The record is from RefSeq and is a predicted model, not a curated record. The transcript has 3 exons.